AACAUCCCUCGGCCGAGGCCCUCCCGCGGCCCUCCUCCUCCUGCCAUUAGCGCGGAGGAGGGGGCCGUGCUGGCAGAGGCGCCGGCUGCAGGCGGCGAGCGGGGAGCCGGCGGGAGGGCGGCGCGGAGAGCUGAAUCUGAGUGUUACAGCUGUCUCUGAAGUUGAGUUAUGUAAGCCAUGGAGUGGUUAGAGAGCAACAGAAGUUGAGGCUGUGGUUCUGAAGUCCAGUGAACCAUAGACUACUGUCAAGCCACAACAUACUCCCAGACCAUCGUGCACCUUUGAUUAAAAAACACUCCUGUCUCACUGACCACCUGCACGCUGCUGACAGUGUCUGUGGACCCCAGGUUGGAAAUCACUAAGUUAUGAGGAGCUGUGGUAUUGGGAACAAUCAUCUUCAGAAAUAGUUUCAGUACAUGUUACCAUGGCAAUGACUGCAGGGACUACAACAUCCUUUCCCAUGAGUAACCACACCCGGGAGAGAGUGACGGUGGCCAAACUUACGCUGGAGAACUUCUACAGCAACCUAAUUAUACAGCAUGAAGAGAGAGAAACCAGGCAGAAGAAGCUAGAAGUGGCUAUGGAAGAGGAAGGCCUUGCAGAUGAGGAGAAAAAACUGCGCAGGUCACAACAUGCUCGCAAAGAAACAGAGUUUCUGCGACUGAAGAGGACUAGACUUGGCUUGGAUGACUUUGAAUCUUUGAAAGUUAUAGGAAGAGGAGCAUUUGGGGAGGUACGCCUCGUUCAGAAGAAGGAUACGGGUCAUAUUUAUGCAAUGAAGAUACUAAGGAAAGCUGAUAUGCUGGAGAAAGAGCAGGUGGCCCAUAUCCGAGCAGAAAGAGAUAUUUUGGUGGAAGCGGAUGGAGCCUGGGUAGUGAAAAUGUUUUACAGCUUUCAGGAUAAAAGAAAUCUUUACCUGAUCAUGGAGUUCUUACCUGGAGGUGACAUGAUGACCUUACUAAUGAAGAAAGACACCUUAUCAGAAGAGGAGACACAGUUUUACAUUUCUGAAACUGUGUUGGCCAUAGAUGCUAUUCACCAGCUGGGAUUCAUCCACAGAGAUAUUAAACCAGAUAACCUUUUGCUGGAUGCUAAGGGUCAUGUAAAACUGUCUGAUUUUGGGCUAUGCACAGGUUUAAAGAAAGCUCACAGAACAGAGUUCUAUAGGAACCUUACACACAACCCACCAAGUGACUUCUCAUUUCAGAAUAUGAACUCAAAGAGGAAAGCAGAAACAUGGAAGAAGAACAGGCGACAGCUGGCAUAUUCUACUGUUGGAACCCCAGACUAUAUUGCACCAGAAGUAUUUAUGCAGACUGGGUACAACAAGCUGUGUGACUGGUGGUCUUUGGGAGUGAUUAUGUAUGAAAUGCUAAUAGGGUAUCCACCUUUCUGCUCAGAAACGCCACAAGAGACUUACAGGAAAGUUAUGAACUGGAAAGAAACAUUGGUAUUUCCUCCAGAAGUGCCCAUUUCAGAGAAAGCAAAGGAUUUAAUUCUAAGGUUUUGUAUUGACUCAGAAAAUAGAAUUGGUAGUAAUGGAGUAGAGGAAAUAAAAAGUCAUCCAUUUUUUGAAGGAGUGGACUGGGGACAUAUCAGGGAAAGACCAGCUGCAAUCCCUAUAGAAAUCAAAAGUAUUGAUGAUACUUCCAACUUUGAUGAAUUUCCUGAAUCUGAUAUUUUACAGCCAGUGCCAAACACAACGGAACCUGACUACAAAUCCAAAGACUGGGUUUUCCUCAAUUAUACCUACAAGAGGUUUGAAGGGCUCACACAGCGUGGCUCAAUCCCUUCCUACAUGAAAGCCGGAAAGUUGUGAAACAAAACACAAACCCGCAAAAGAUAUAAAAAUACAAACCUCAGGUAGCUGCAUCACCAGACCCGCUUGGCAUUAGUUAUCAAUACAUUGACUCUGGUGCGCAUCGAUUUCACAAGGAAAUUCUACAGGAUUAGGAUUUCUAAGACUACUACAGGAAUUAGUUGGCAGUGCCAGCUGGCUUUUUUUUUUUUUUUUUUAAUAUUUGAAUAUUUUUGUUAACUUUAUUAUACAAAGGUACUGGAAUAAAAGGAACAUACAUCCCUUUAACUGCACUGCCUAUGUGUGUAUAACGGUUAAUCAUGCCUCUCUGUACUGUGGCUUUGUACUGUAAACCAUCUAAUCCACCCAGGAGUAAAACAUAUCAUUUUAUGCAGCAUUGUUGUUAUACUGCUUACCUGGUGGGUUUUAGAUACGCAGUAUAAAAACCAUUGUCCGCAUUUGCAAAAUUCUCUGAGCAGUUGCUCAAGGGUGUUCCAGUUGUGGUGUGCAGAUCCCCCAUGAGUGUGGCAACAUUGAAUUAUUUUAAAUAGCAGUGUUCUGUGGGCCUACUUGUACUCUGCCUACCCUCACUUCCUCUCUGAAGGGCUUUAUCGGCCAAUCAUCCCUUCUUCUUUUUCUUCCUUUUUCCACUGUGAUCCGUUUAGUGGUAUUUCUGCUUUAAAUGAUAAUUGAUGGGUAUUACUGUUUAAGAUGACGAUGCCUAUUGGCAACUUCAGAAGAAAAAAGGAAUCCGAUUAAAAAAUAUAAAGAUUUUUAACUCAAGGGAAACUUUCUGAUACCAAGUUUUGAAGAGAUGGCAGAAUUUCCAGGACUGCAUUCCUGCCUCUGCUGUAAAGCAGAUCAUCUUUUUGCUACUCGUAAUUCAAAUAGCCUUUUCUGUUUCUGCAAAAUGUAUUCUAGAAAAGUGAACAAACUGCUGCUUUUUCUUUUUUGUCUCCCUAAGAAGUUCCAGGCAGAAGCGAUCCUGAUCUAGCCUUUUCUUUCCAUAAUACCCUGUAGCAGCCUCUGCCAAGCUAAAGGAAAUGGAGCACCCCACUACAUUCAGACUCUCCUGUGGGUUCCAUCGUCUUCUAGUAUCUCCAUCUAAUGGGGACCACGGGAUUAAAAAGGAUAAGCUGAGUCUGCAGCCCGGUUUCCAGGAACCACAAACAACCAUGACUGAAUUGGGCAGAGCACCUAAAUGUUAUUUCCCCCAGUGCAGGAUGGUGACAAACAGACAGCAGAGAUAGGUCUCCUUCUCCUAGGUCAAGGAAACUGAAGCAGAAAUCUCUCCAU
This is a messenger RNA of Haliaeetus leucocephalus (bald eagle), 3094 nucleotides long. It is a transcript of the gene STK38L, whose product is annotated as serine/threonine kinase 38 like. The coding region runs from base 425 to 1819 and encodes 464 amino acids. Gene Ontology annotation, biological process: peptidyl-serine phosphorylation; intracellular signal transduction. Gene Ontology annotation, molecular function: ATP binding; protein serine/threonine kinase activity. The record is from RefSeq and is a predicted model, not a curated record. Lineage: Eukaryota; Metazoa; Chordata; Aves; Accipitriformes; Accipitridae. The transcript is spliced from 15 exons.